GUUGCGUCAAUGAGCAGAUCCUCAUUCUGUGUGACGAUGCAUUACUCUGUGGCUUUUCUCAGGAAACAAAACCGAACUUUUUUUUUUCUCAAACCCACACACACACGCGCACGCACACACACGCUAACACUCACACACACAGUGGGCAGUAAAGUUUCUUCACACGACUUCGCACCGUUCACUGCUCUAGUCCCUGAUCCACGAGGAAAGUUUCUGAAUUUCCUACCCUGUGUCCUCCAGCCAUGGCCGUCUACCAGCAGCCCGGUCCUUAUCAGCCCGGUCCUUAUCAGCCCGGUCCUUAUCAGCCCAUCAGCCCCACCCAGGUGGUGUCAGUGACCACCACCCAAACCCAACGCCACGGGACAUGGAGCUCCGGCGUCUGCGAUUGCUGCGGUGACAUGGGCACCUGCUGCUAUGGGCUCUGUUGUUUCCCCUGCAUGCAGUGUGAGACGGCCAGUAUGCAUGGCUGGUGCUGCGCCAUGCCCCUCCUGGACGUCUGCUGUAUCGUGUCCUGCCUCCUGCGUUCCUCCAUCCGAGAGCGCCACGGCAUCCACGGUUCGUGCUGCGGCGACUGCUGCGACCUCACCUGGUGUUACAUGUGCGUGUGGUGCCAGAUGCACCGAGAGCUGAAGGUCAGGGGCGCCGGGCCGGCCGGCAACACCAUGGUCACCACGCAGGUCAUCAAUAUAUAGGAUGAAACCUCCGGGAAACAUGGCGCCAGGUCAUAAUAGCUGCAUGCUCCUCUUCGUAGUUGUAGUGUUCUGUAAUCAGUAUUAGUUGUAAGACAAAGAUGCAGCCGACAGAUUCACGCUUGUUUUAGGCAGAUGUUUUAAUUCGGACCGUGGUGAGUGACCAUGUUAUAUUCUGUGUUACUGACUGAUAUAUCCCCUGUUCUUCACACUCUUUGCUGUUGCAUUGUGUAACUUGAGUUAAAAGCAAAAAUACAGUUUUUCUAAUAAAUGUUUUAUACAGCUUUGCAAAAAAAA
This is a messenger RNA of Pleuronectes platessa (European plaice), 986 nucleotides long. RefSeq names its product plac8 onzin related protein 1 (gene ponzr1). The coding region runs from base 243 to 692 and encodes 149 amino acids. Lineage: Eukaryota; Metazoa; Chordata; Actinopteri; Pleuronectiformes; Pleuronectidae. The record is from RefSeq and is a predicted model, not a curated record. The transcript is spliced from 4 exons.